This is a messenger RNA of Poecilia latipinna (sailfin molly), 3121 nucleotides long. Its product is annotated as zinc finger protein 347-like. The coding region runs from base 307 to 1608 and encodes 433 amino acids. NCBI's taxonomy places the organism in Eukaryota, Metazoa, Chordata, Actinopteri, Cyprinodontiformes, Poeciliidae. Gene Ontology annotation, biological process: embryo development; regulation of transcription by RNA polymerase II. The record is from RefSeq and is a predicted model, not a curated record. Gene Ontology annotation, molecular function: RNA polymerase II transcription regulatory region sequence-specific DNA binding; DNA-binding transcription factor activity, RNA polymerase II-specific. The transcript is spliced from 3 exons. Gene Ontology annotation, cellular component: nucleus.
UUGCACCGGUGUGGUUGAUCUGCAAACCGCCGUUUUACACCAUCAGAAGAAGAAGAAAGUUCCAGCCUCAGUUCAUUAGCUGAACUCGUCCAAAGGUAGCCCACCAUGCUAACCUUAGCUUGAGUAGAGAUAUUUGGCUGCUGAAGGAUUCCCUCACUUCGGCUGGAGAAAACUGAAGUUCAGAGAAGAUGAACAUCAGAGCUGGAAUGUACUGAAACCUCAGAACUUUCAGAACAACAACAAAAAUACAUCAUUAAAGGUCUGUAGCCGGUGUGGAAAUCUGUUUCCUCUGCAAAGAUCUUCAGAAUGCAACAGAAUAGUCACUCUGAGGUGAAACCAUGCAGCUGUGAGAAGUGUGGGGAAGAUUUCAUCUCUUUCACUGACCUAAAAAAACAUCAGCUGAUCCACAGUGGGGUUAAGGCAUUCACCUGUGAGACGUGUUCAGAGUCUUUCAGACUCAGAAGGGAUUUAAAGACUCAUGAACAAAUCCACAGUGGGAAUAAGUCAUACAGCUGUUAUGAUUGUGGAAAAAGCUUCCGCACAGAAAAACAAGUCACAGCCCACAGUGUUGUCCACACUGGAGAAAAACCUUUCAGAUGUGACCAGUGUGGAAAAACGUUCAGUCAUAAAUCAAGCAUUUAUUUCCAUAAGCGAACCCACUCAGGAGACCUAGAAAAGCAGCUCCCCUGUGAUCAGUGUGGAAAGACUUAUAGAAAUUCUCUAAACCUGAAUGCCCAUAAACGAUUACACACUAAACCACAACGAUACUCUUGCAAUGAGUGUGGGAAAACCUUUGCAAACCGUCUUCACUUUGGAGACCACCAGAUGGUUCACAGUGGAUUAAACCCCUACAGAUGUGACAAGUGUGGAAAAUGUUUCAUAGUAAGCACCUCUUUAAAGAAACAUCUCCUCCUCCACGUUGCUGAGAAGCCAUUUGUCUGCAAUGAGUGUGGAAAAGGUUUUAUUUUUAAGACUAACCUCAGAACUCAUCAGCUUCUCCAUGCUGGAGUUAAACCCCACAACUGUGAAGAAUGUGGAAAGUGUUUCACAACAAGACACAAGUUAAAAACCCAUCAGAGCUUUCAUGUUCAGGGGAGAUGCUUCAUCUGCGAACAGUGUGGGAAGGCUUUCCACACCAAAUCAAAUCUCACAAGACAUCAGAGGGUUCACACUGGAGUUAAAUCAUUUUGGUGUGGGGAGUGUGGAAAAUCAUUCAGUCAUGAAGGAAACUUAAAAAGACACAGCUUCCUCCACACUGACAGAAGGUUCUCCUGUGAUACAUGUGGGGGAACCUUCACUGAGUGGGACCAGCUGAAAGCACAUCAGAUCAUCCACAGGGGAGGAAGACCAUACUGCUGUGGUCUCUGUGGGAAACUCUUCAUCCGGAAAAUAUCCUUAGUGGCUCAUCACCGCAUUCACACUGGAGAUGAACCAUACAAAUGUGAGCAGUGUGGGAAAGUCUUCAGCCGAACUGACCGCCUCAGAGCCCACCAGAAGACCCACUCUGAGGAGAAACCAUACAGCUGUGAGCAGUGUGGGAAGACUUUCAAACUGUCCCGUUAUCUAAAACGACAUAAGAAGACUCACAGCAGCAAACCAGCAGUCUAGAGGACAUGGAGGAUUCACUGUGAGAAGCAGAGCAGCACAAAAGGAGCUGCUUCUCAGCCCAGUGAUGGUGGAGAACCAAACGGUUCUGGGAGAAACGUCAACGAAGAAAAAGCUUCAAAGUUCCAAAUGUGAGGUCAGUGAAGGCAACCUGAAGCUCAGCAGACUGAGGGGAAGGUUUCACUUUACCAGCUUCAGGAAACGUCCCUGAAGUCAUCCUGAACAUUCAAAACCUUCAGAUCAGACUUCAGAGUUCACAUUUCUAGUGUUAAUCCUCCUUUUCCAGCAAACCCUGACCUUUGACCUUUAAUGUCAUGUUACCAGGGAGCAUUCCCAUCAUUAUGCUUUCUUUAAAAAUCACUCAGCUGUUACUGACAUGUUUCAUAAUUAGAAGUUUCUGGUUCUCCCUGUUGAUGCCAUGUUUAGGUAGCUAGAGAGCUAACGGUAGCUAACACCAGAACUGGGUCAGCUGGUUCUGGAGGGGGGACCAACAGAACCAGCUUCAGAUUCAGCAGAGAUUAGUUACAAUGGCUGCUGAAACAGAAGAUUUUCCUCAUGGAGAACAUCUCUGAGUUUGUUAAUGCAGCUCAAAGCUCUUACUUUGAAAGGUCUGAAUCCCAUUUCUCGAUGCGUCCUCUGUACCUGUGUCCAUAUUGGUCUCUAUCUCUGUGUCCUUCACUCUAGUCCCAGACGCUUCAUUAGUGUCCAAAGUCCUGGCACAGAAGCAGAACUUGUGAAGGACCCGUAAAUGUUCUGGGAGCGGUCAUCAAGCAGCAGCAGAUCUCUGUUCACAUCGUUUUCUUCUGCUUAAGAUUCAAACAUGACCCAUCAGAAUCCAUGACAACUGACACAUCAGUGCUUUUGCUCUUCUUGAGACAAUCAAAUAUUUGACCAGUGAAAUUAAUCAGUUUCACAAUUGUCUAUGUUUGAGAAGAUCUGGCAAUGAAAUGAAAGAAUAUCAGACUAAACCUGGUUGUUUCUUGAUUUAGAAAUAUUUCAUUGAUUUCUCGUGGAUUUUAUACAUCAGAAUGAACAUCAUGUUGGGCUGAAAGCUCCGCCCACUUCCAUGUCUCAGUAAAUAGUGGACCUUCCCACUUCUUGCUAAUCCAGGGUAGAAAAUGGGAUUCAAACUUAAUCUGUGCUCCAGGGUCUGAGUUGAUGUCCCAGUUGGACUGUUGUUCUGGUCUCUUUGUGUUUCUGAGCUGCUUCCAGCUCCACGUUUGUGACGUUUGGAUCCUGUUAAUGGUUCUAAGUUCCGGAUGGUUGAAAAAUGUUCCCUAAUGUUGCAGAUGAUGAUGGAUAUGCUGCCACUGGCAGAAAAUGGACAGAACUGUUUGUGUCAUUUCCUGUUCAGCCACCAGAUGGAGCCUCUUACUGAGCAGAGUUUGGAAAUAUGCUCCUGAAAAUAUGUUGGUGAGGUUUUUUUUUUUUUCCGCUUUCAGCAUUUGUUUUAUUUCCCACCUGAACGGUUCAGUUUAUUCUUAUGAAAUGUUGAAAUAAAGAAAGUUGAACCUUC